Messenger RNA from Monodelphis domestica (gray short-tailed opossum), 960 nucleotides. Its product is annotated as olfactory receptor 8K1-like. NCBI's taxonomy places the organism in Eukaryota, Metazoa, Chordata, Mammalia, Didelphimorphia, Didelphidae. Gene Ontology annotation, molecular function: olfactory receptor activity; G protein-coupled receptor activity. The record is from RefSeq and is a predicted model, not a curated record. Gene Ontology annotation, biological process: G protein-coupled receptor signaling pathway. Gene Ontology annotation, cellular component: membrane.
AUGAAAUACAUGGACAAACAGAAUGAAACUUUAGUUACCCCAGUGACUGAAUUCAUUCUCAUGGGAGUCACAGAUCGCCCGGAGCUCCAGGCCCCACUCUUUGGUGUGUUCCUCCUCAUCUAUGUCAUCACAGUGGGGGGAAAUUUGGGCAUGAUCAUUCUAACAAAAAUUGAUGGUCACCUCCAAACCCCUAUGUACUUUUUCCUUAGGCACCUGGCAUUUACCGAUCUUGGUUAUUCCACAGUCAUUGGUCCCAAAAUGCUUGUCAACUUUGUAGUAGAAAAAAAUACAAUUUCCUACAACUGGUGUGCAAUCCAGCUAGCUUCCUUUGAGAUAUUCAUUAUCAGUGAGCUUUUCAUCCUAUCAGGCAUGGCCUAUGAUCGUUAUGUGGCUAUUUGUAAGCCCCUUCUCUACACAGUCAUCAUGUCAGACAGAGUAUGUUUGGCACUGGUGGUCAUCCCCUAUUUGUACAGCAUUUUUGUGUCAUUGCUGCUCACAAUUGAGAUUUUUAUUUUAUCCUUUUGCAGAUCCAAUGUAAUAAGGCAUUUCUAUUGUGAUAGUAUUCCCUUAUUGUCCAUUCUAUGUUCUGACACACAUGAACUAGAACUAAUCAUUCUGAUCUUUUCUGCUUUAGAUUUGCUUUCCUCUCUCCUAAUUGUCCUGGUUUCCUAUGUGCUUAUUCUUGUGGCCAUCCUCAAGAUGAACUCUGCUGAGGGCAGGCGUAAAGCCUUCUCCACGUGUGGCUCUCAUCUCACCGUGGUUAUUGUGUUCUAUGGGACUCUUCUCUUCAUGUACUUGCAGCCCAAGUCCAGCCACUCUUUUGAAACAGACAAGAUGGCCUCUGUGUUUUAUACACUGGUCAUCCCCAUGCUUAACCCAUUGAUCUAUAGCUUAAGGAACAAGGAGGUGAAAGCUGCCUUGAAAAGAGUCUUAGAAAAUCAAUGCAAACUUCAUAUUUAA